AUGCUAGAAUCAGUGACAUUUACUCCUUUUGAUCUGGAGAUUGAAAGAACUCUCAAAGCACUAAGAAAGAAGAAGGUACAAGCCAUGGAGAAUGGACAACAAAAUGUGCAGCCACGGGUCUUAAAGGAUUAUGUACGGCUAGUUGUGAAUGACAACUACUCAGGUAUAAGACACCAGACCGUUAUUGCCAACAAUGUUGAGCUCAAACUCGCCUUGAUUAGCAUGAUACAACAAUCCCAAUUUAGCAAAUCACCAAUUGAUGAUCCCAAUAUUCAUUUGGAGAUGUUUUUGAAGAUUUGCGACAUUGUAAAAAUAAAUGGUGUUACUGAAGACACCAUUAGAUUGAGAUUGUUCCUUUUUUCUUUGAGGGACAAGACUUUAGUUGAUGCUGUGUCUGGGGGAACUUCGAUGUCAAAGACACCGGAGGGUGCUACUUCUCUUUUGGAAAUUUCAGUUUUGAUAACCCAGAGGAUACCACAAAAUGCAGAUUAUGUGGCAGCUACAAGUAGGACAGAUUCGAGCAAUGAAGCGAGUCAAGGACAGGUUCAAUACAUAAACAAUUGGAACUACAACUAUCGGGGUAAUCCUGUGCCAUAA
Malania oleifera is the source of this 597-nucleotide messenger RNA. RefSeq lists its product as uncharacterized. The record is from RefSeq and is a predicted model, not a curated record. The transcript is spliced from 3 exons. The coding region runs from base 1 to 597 and encodes 198 amino acids. NCBI's taxonomy places the organism in Eukaryota, Viridiplantae, Streptophyta, Magnoliopsida, Santalales, Ximeniaceae.